AUGCCUCCACAGAGGGAGAAGAGCCACCUAAAGCGAGAAAGGGGCAAUGCGGACCUUGCGCCUGACUCGAAGAAACCACGGAGGUCACCUCGAAUCGCAUCCCAAUUGCAGUCAGAUGUUGGAUAUCUACCUUCUCCCCUAGGGAUAGAAGUGGUUCCGGAAAACAGGGGUAAGGAUGUUACUGUUUCUCCUCCAGAGGAAGGUCGCAGUCAGAUGCCCCGAGGUCAAUCUCCAGAGGAAUCCUGCCCUACCCAAGGUUUCUCCCAAUACCCUCCCGUACAGUCCAUAGACGAUGUUGAAGACGAGGUCGCCCAGGGCAUCUGGGGCUAUCUCACUCCGCUGGAUAACAAUUUUGGAGGCCAAUUGGUCCUGAAGAAGCGGGACAGCACUACAACUACCCCCGUAGUUGGGACGGUAUCGACACCAGGAAGCACAAAAUCAAAACGAGGAACAAGAGAAAUCAACCGUGCUGGAUACCUGAUAGGCCGGCACCACGAGUGUGACUUCAGGCUUAAAAUUGCCACGAUAUCCAACCGCCAUUGUCUAAUAUUCAACGAAAAUAGGGGAGGAGACUCCGUUGCAAUCGUAGAAGAUCUCUCCAGCAAUGGCACAUUCAUCAACGAUGCCAUCAUUGGCAGAAAUAAGCGCAGAGAGCUCGAGAAUGGUGACGAGAUCACCAUCUUAGACGAAUCCAGAUUUAUCUUCAACUACCCACGGAGCCGUAACACAAACAAGUUCCGCCAACAGUAUAACGUCUUUGAUCUGCUGGGCAAAGGGCAUUUUGCAUCCGUCUAUCUAUGCGCUGAACGCUCUACCGGGAUGCAAUUUGCUGUCAAGCAUUUUGAGAAGCGCCCGAACGCUGUUCAAAAGCUAGAUCGUGAAGCACUCCAGCAAGAGAUUUCCAUGUUGAUGAGUGUCAAUCAUCCAAAUAUGCUGUGCCUCAAGGCUACCUUUGACGAGAGCGAUGGCGUCUAUUUGGUUCUUGAGCUUGCACCUGAAGGUGAACUGUUUAACUGGAUCAUUAGGCACCAGAAACUUACCAAUGACGAGACACGGAAGGUAUUCACGCAGCUUUUCCAAGGCUUGAUGUAUCUGCAUGAGCGAAAUAUCAUCCAUCGAGACAUAAAGCCAGAAAACAUUCUUGUUGUUGACAAAGAUCUCACCGUGAAAUUAGCCGAUUUUGGCCUUGCAAAGAUUGUCGGUGAACACUCCUUCACCACCACGCUAUGCGGAACACCUGGUUGUAAGUAUUACCUGUCAGACGUUGCCCCAGAGAUAUUGGAAGAAUUCCCUAACAAACGCAUGUACACCCGAGCCGUUGAUAUGUGGUCACUCGGAGUCGUACUCUACAUCUGUCUCUGCGGUUUCCCUCCAUUCUCGGAUGAAUUGUACGACCCAACACACUUCCCAUAUACCCAGAGAGAUCAGAUCAGGCAGGGACUCUACACUUAUCCUACCCCCUACUGGCAGUCAGUUGAUCGCCUAGCCGUCCAUCUUAUAGAGCGAUUGCUUGUCGUCGACCCGACAAGGCGUGUUAAAGUUGAAUAUUGUGUCCAGCAUCCCUGGAUUACAGGCAUCAUGCCGGGCGCAACGGACAGCACAGACGGCUUAGUGGGGGCUAUAGGCGAUCUCGAGGUCUCGGAGGAGCGUCGUCCAACUAUAACACGCACAUAUCUGAGUGAUAUGCACGAAACCACGAUCAAGCAGGUGGUAACGAAGAAGCGUGACGACCCUGGCUCCCAAAAAGUAACUAUAUACCAGACUGUGAGCAAGGUUCCAGAGCCCAAGCCGGCUGCAAACCGGAACUCGAGGGAGUUCAUGGAACUUGGUGGGAAGGGAGAUCAGCUAUUAUUCGAUGAUCAGUCUGAUGACGGCUCGUUGGAACUUGAAGGUGAAGCGCGUAAGCCGCUCUUCAACAAGGACGAUGCCGAUGAGACUCCUCGGGGAAGAAAGAAGUAG
This is a messenger RNA of Microsporum canis CBS 113480, 1959 nucleotides long. RefSeq names its product serine/threonine-protein kinase chk2. Gene Ontology annotation, molecular function: ATP binding; protein serine/threonine kinase activity; protein binding. Lineage: Eukaryota; Fungi; Ascomycota; Eurotiomycetes; Onygenales; Arthrodermataceae. Gene Ontology annotation, biological process: mitotic DNA damage checkpoint signaling; protein phosphorylation. Gene Ontology annotation, cellular component: nucleus. Bases 1 to 1959 code for a protein of 652 amino acids. The transcript has 6 exons. The record is from RefSeq and is a predicted model, not a curated record.